UAGAAAGCUUCACCCCUUAAUUUCCACUUGGGCCCCCCUUUUCAGGAACCUAUAGCACCUUAGGGCCAACGUGCAUAGGAGUAAACCUAUACCCGGGGGCCAAAGUGGGUUAGGUUGCUCUCAGUGUCUGUAGAAGACUUUAUUGCGUACGAGCCCACACUCAAAAAUCAGCUGGAAGGUGGCCGGCAACAGACGGCAGAGAAGAGCAGUUCACUUGAAAAAAAGAAGCUGUUGUGAAAAUCAAGAUGUUUAAAAUAUGUAGAUCUAAGGAGGAGGAGCCGACGGCUCCAGGGCAGGUGAGAAUAAAAGUGAAGUCAAUGGUGCCUGGAGUUAUGAUCACCCAGCAUGUGGAAGAACUACCUGAGGGCAUGACCAACCCAGAUUUCACCCGGAAACCCAUUGCUCUAACUAUUCAAGAAGGAAAAUUGGCAUUCUUCAGAGCAAUUGUUGUGGGCACCCCAACACCAACUGUGACAUGGAUGAGAAAUAAUGGGGAAAUUACUGAAGAAAGGUACAAAGUCGUGGACGAAGGCGCUGGUGAAUAUCAACUGCAGAUGCCCGGUGUAUCGUCGGACCUAGCUGACACCUACAAGUGUUGUGCCAGAAAUGAAUAUGGAACAGCGUUUGUUACGGUUACGCUCAAUGUUAUUGAGGUUGGCUUUAAGAAGGCCAGAGCCAUGCAAGAAUCAAGGACAGCUGUCAGAGAGACACCCGAAGACUUCAAAAAGGCCUUAAAAAAUAAGGUUGACAUGGCCGCAAAAGAAGACAAAAAACCUGAAAUCGAUGAGAAGUUUUGGGAACUUUUGUUGAGUGCAGAAAAGAAAGAUUAUGAGUCCAUCUGUGCUCAGUAUUGUGUCACUGAUUUCCGUGGGAUGUUAAAGAAACUAAGUGAAAAGAAGAUGGAAAGGGAGGAAGAGCAAUCAAAGGUGGUUGAAAGGCUAUGUAACCUAAAGCCCAUCGAACUGAAGCCGGGUGGUGGCGCAGAGUUUGAACUUGAAAUGUCUCUUAAAGACCCUACCAGCAAAAUCUUUUUAUUCAAGGAUGGAGUUAUGGUACCUUUUGAUCUCGACACAGAGAUUAAGCAUGGACUGAAGCAAGUGGGAAAGAAGUUUGUGUUUAGCAUCAAUGGUGUUGACCAAGACGAUGCAGGACUAUACCAAGUGGAAGUGGAUGGUAUUAAGAUUUUCUCGACUGAGUUCAAACCUCCCCCUGUGGACUUCUUGGUUAAGUUAGAAGACGUGAAAGCAGAGGAAAGAGAGGAUGCUAUGUUUCAGUGUGUCGUAUCUCAACCAAUGAAAAGGAUCACUUGGUUGGGAAAGACAGUCGCACUGGAGCAGGGGGAAAAAUAUGACAUCCUUGUUUCAGAGGAUAUGCUGAUUCACUCAUUGGUGGUAAAGGACUGCCUGGUAGUGGAACAAGGCAUUUAUGCUGCUGUGACUGGACUUAAAUCCUGCAAUGCAUGGCUUAUAGUGGAAGCUGACAAAGAUCCAGCCACAAAAGGGAAGAAGAAAGUUCGCAAAACAACCAGAGCAGGUGGUGGUAGAGCAGAUAUUUUGAAGAUUGCAGAGGAGCAACAGGCUAAGAUAAUGCAAGAGAGAGAGGAGCUUAUUGCAAGGGCGAGGGCAGAAGCAGCAGCAGCAGCUGAAGCAGCCGUAAGAGCUGCAGCGGAGAAAGCCGAGGCCAAAGCUAGAGCAAGAGCGGAGGCCAAAGCUAAGGCAUUGAAUGCAGGAGAAGCAACCACUGAUGAGGUGGAAGAGAUUAAUGAAGAGGGCGAAAAGGUGGAAAAAACAGCUAAGCCCAAAAAGGAAGGAGAGGCUCCUGGUGAACUUGAAGAAGAGGAAGAAGGGGAGCCCACUCAAGAGAGAAGAAAGAGAGUGAGAACAGGCCCACUUGUCCCUGACACAGUUAUUGAUCCAGGAGUAUAUUUCACUGCCGGAAUGUCCAAUGUAACAGCAAUCAUUGGUACGGAUGCAGAACUGGUCUGCAAGCUGAGCAGUGAGGACUGUGAAGCAUUCUGGUACAAAGAUGGGAAAGAGAUUACAGCUUCAGAUGAUAUCUGUAUUGUUAAAGAUGGGAAUUUCCGCAAACUAAUUAUCAAAAACUGCAAAGAAGAUGAUGCUGGAAAGUACCGCUGUGAAGCAGAUGGGCGUAAAACAGAAGCUUCGCUAUGUGUUGAAGAUCCUCCAAGAAUUAACCCUGAUGACCUUACUGAAUUUAUUAAACCUGUCGUAAUCAAAACUGGGAAAGAAGCUUCUUUCAAGCUGUCCUUUGUUGGCCGUGAACCCAUGAAGAUCCAGUGGUACAACGAGGGAGAAGAACUGUUUGAAGAAUCCCAUACCAGAAUCGAGAGGUCUUCAACAAAUAGCCGCCUGGUGCUUACCAAGUGCCAACGGAAAAUCACAGGAGAAAUUAAGAUUAAGAUUAAAAAUGAAUGUGGAACGACUGAGGCGAUCACGCAGCUUGUUGUUCUAGACAGACCAACACCACCCAUGGGACCUGUGGAUAUCAUUGAAAGUAAUGCAACUUGUAUUGAUAUCAAAUGGAAGAAUCCCAAAGAUGACGGAGGUUCUCCUGUCACCGACUACAUCCUGGAGCGCCAGCAAAUUGGCCGUAACAGCAGGAAGAAGUUAGGCAAGAUUGGACCAGAGGCUAAAUACAGAGAUACUGAUGUGGAUCAUGGCAGAAAGUACUGCUACCACAUCAGGGCAGAAACUGAUCAAGGCAUCAGUGACCUGAUGGAGACUGAUGACAUCCAGGCAGGGACAAAGGCUUACCCUGGACCUCCUUCAAUACCUAAAAUUGAAAGUGCUUUCAAAGACUGUAUCAAUCUUGCUUGGUAUGCACCUACCAAUACCGGAGGAACCGACAUUUUGGGAUACAACAUUGAGAAACGCAAGAAGGGCAGUAAUCUGUGGGGCUUUGUCCACCCAGCCGAUCAGCCCAUCAGAGGGAAAACGUAUGCAUGUAAGGAUGUUGUUGAAGGCCUCGAGUAUGAGUUCCGUAUAUCAGCUAUCAACAUUUCUGGUGCUGGAGAGGCAAGUGCGCCUUCUGAAUUUGUGUUUGCAAGAGAUCCAAAGGAGCCUCCUGGUCAGGUCAUUGACCUGAAGGUGACAGACUCCACAUACACCACCUUAUCACUGGGCUGGACCAAACCCACGGAAGAGGAAGGGGUCCAAGAUGAGGCCAAAGGAUACUUUGUGGAGCUCAGACCAGCAGAAAACCCAGAAUGGAGUCGUUGUAACUCCAGUCCUAUCAUUGUUACAUCCUUUACUAUUAUCGGUCUGAAGUCUAUGGCCAUGUACUGGGUGAGAGUUGUAGCCACCAAUGAGGGUGGAGACGGUGAGCCUCAAGAGUUAGACAACUACAUCAUUGCAAUGCCUCCUCCAGUGAGACCACAAUUCACCGACAAAAAAAUGAAGAACUUCAUUGUAAUGAAAGCCGGAAAUUCUGCUCGAGUCAACUACAACUUUGUGGCCUCUCCAGUACCAACUAUCAAAUGGCUAAAGGACGGCCUUCCUGUCGGCAAGAAUGUGACAUUGAGCAACACAGACAAUUCAUCGCAGUUAAUGAUCCCCUCAUCAGAGCGGCAGGACACUGGGAUCUACACAAUCAUUGUGAAGAACAUGGUUGGUCAGGAGACCUCAAGUGUUGAGAUAAGAGUCACAGAUGACCCCAAGCCCCCGGGCCCCGUGGAGCUGGAAGAGAACGUGUCGGGAACAGUGACAGUCUGCUGGGAUCCCUCUCCAGAUGAGAAGAAAGACGACAGGCUGCACUACAUGAUCACCAAGCGGGAUUCUGUGAAGUGUACUUGGCAAACUGUGGCAGACCAUCUCUUCAAUAACAAGUGCACCAUCAUCAACAUCAUGCCAGGAACGCAGUACAAGUUCCGGGUCUAUACCAAGAAUGACAUGGGUCUUUCCGAACCCUCUGAGUCACCAUUCUGGGAAGUGAAGAAAACAAAAGAAACAUUUUCUUUAAACCUUCCUGAAUCUAAAACGUGCAGCUUCGACACGCCUCCCUCAUUCUCUGUCCCACUUAAAAAGCACAACAGUCCAGAGAGCUACGAGUGCUACAUGAGUUGUGCAGUGACAGGGAACCCCCGACCCCAUGUUACCUGGUACAGGAAUAACAUUAGCCUGAACACCAACACUAACUACUUCAUAUCCAACACAUGCGGGGUCUGCUCCAUGGUGAUACUCAAAGUUGGGCCCAAUGACGAUGGGGAAUACAUGGUCACUGCAGAAAACUCAGUGGGCAGAGUGGACUGUUCAACCAAACUUGUUGUUGAAGAUUAGAGUGAUGCAGUGGGCUUGAUCUUCGGAGGACGCCCGUUUUAUUUGAAUAAUAGAAUUACCAGUAAAGGAUUUGCCAAUUUUUAAAACCUUUUUGUGAAUUAAUAUAUUAAUGUGUUUAAAUUAACCUUGGAGAAGAAAUUAAAAACAAAGAAGGACAUCUAAAAGCAUGGAUUCAUACUAGAUCUUCUUGUUUUUGAGUGUGAAUUUUGCCUGAUUUACUUACUGGAUGCAAAGAGCACUCUAAAAAGAGACAUCCGAUUCAACAGUAAUGAUAUGCUUAUCUUGCAUCCAAACAUGUUUAUUCAUUGACCUAUUUUUCGCUGAGCUGCAAUUGGAGUUUGUUUUCUCUGCUAAGACAGAAACUAUGCUGGUUUCUCUGAAGUAAAAACAUCUUGGAAAAUUGACAGUAUGACAGAAUUGGCUUUGACUGAGUUUUUGUAUGUCUGUUUGAUUCAUUAAUCGUAUUGCCAAAAUAUAAAUAAAUUCUUCCUGUUUAGCAGAAA
This is a messenger RNA of Notothenia coriiceps (black rockcod), 4798 nucleotides long. RefSeq names its product immunoglobulin like and fibronectin type III domain containing 1, tandem duplicate 3 (gene igfn1.3). The transcript is spliced from 24 exons. Gene Ontology annotation, molecular function: protein binding. Bases 246 to 4295 code for a protein of 1349 amino acids. The record is from RefSeq and is a predicted model, not a curated record. Gene Ontology annotation, biological process: sarcomere organization. Lineage: Eukaryota; Metazoa; Chordata; Actinopteri; Perciformes; Nototheniidae. Gene Ontology annotation, cellular component: M band.